CGCCGCCGCUAGCACCGCUCUGCUGAUCGAGGCUUGACACGCAGCCCAUCGCAUCCGCGACGCACAUGUCGAGACAACCUGACAACGCUCGUCUUCGCCUCUCCACUGAAGCCCUCUCUUCGGACUGUUUCAGGGCCGCCCUCAGCUUCCGGCGCAGCAUGCACUGCACUCGAGGCCACAGAAUAUAUUUUCGGAGACGCUCUGCGAACCCUCCACUUGGGUCCUCUAGCGGCUCUGUGCCGGAAGAGCGUGCCUGUACGAGUGGCCACAAACAAGGCGUCUGCCCUGCAACACCUCUGGAAAGCAGGGCGGCCGGGGCGGCGUUAGCCCAGGGGCGGACAUCGAUUUUCGAACCGCAUUCUGCAUUCAGCCUGUAAGGACCGCGCCCGAGCAUUAUUGCAUCUGGUUUGCAUCAUGGCCAGGGCAUGUUUCUUGCUCGUGCCUCGCAUUUUUCUCGGUAGCGAUGGCAGCCGAACCGGCCGAUGGCGCCAGGAGCCGCUCUGCUCCGUAUCAAGCAGUCCUCCCCCUCUACCACCACUGCGCACCCACCGACGCGCUCUGCGAAACUCGAACUCGUCCUGCCACCCGCGUGCUCCGCACGAUAUCGUCCGACAGCGCAGAGCAACUUUGCAACCAUGGCCGCCAGUCAUCCCAGCAACUGCGCACUCCAUGGCUUCGCCAAGGCCACACAGAGGCCAGCACCGACCCUCAUCUUCUCUGGCCGCCGUAGCUCUCCUUGAGGCUGCAGCAAGAGGCGCAGAAUCCAGCCUCGCUAAUCUCACCGCCCACACAGAAAGUUUAUACAGUCUCCGGCCAGAGAUGAAGAGUCUAGCUCGUGGUCGUCGAACCGAUUGGCUGGCGAAGCCUGACGCCACAGCCACUGACAAGUGGCAGAGCGAGAGAGAGGCAUUAGGCACGUAUACCUACAAUUCUUUACUCUUUCUGCUGUGUUCUCCAAGCUCCCGUUUCUUUGGUCCUCGUUGUGUCACAUCGGAGCACCGUUUUCGGCCGUGCUGGCGGACCCCUCAUCAGUGGGACGUUCCGCAGAGUCGCACAGAUGACGCCGUCGACGUUAGCCCUCCCGCCCCUCUCUUUUCCCCUCCUUCCUCCAUCCAACCUCUUCUCGAGCCCCCCUUCUCGUUCAAGGCCGAACGCGUAAUCGACUGCCGCAUCACUUGCAGCCAGAACCUUCAUCUUGCAUAUGCAUCUCAACAUGCGUUCGAGAUCGGAUCGAGCGACUCUGGCCGCACACCGCCUCUACCGCAUCUCGAAAUGUUGCAACACCAUCGCGAGGCCUCCAGCCCCGCCGUCGUAGCACCCGCGUCAUUCUCCGCUUCCCGGCCUUAGCAUGGCUUAGAUGCCUUUCAUAUGUUUGUGCCGAAAUUCUGAUAUGGCGCCCGAACGGUGUCGCAGUUACUUGAUUGGUUUCCGAACGAAGAGCCUAUGGGCGAUCCAUCGCGUCUUGAAGCAGGGUGGGGCCGCCGGGUGUGAGAG
This is a messenger RNA of Trematosphaeria pertusa, 1494 nucleotides long. RefSeq lists its product as uncharacterized. NCBI's taxonomy places the organism in Eukaryota, Fungi, Ascomycota, Dothideomycetes, Pleosporales, Trematosphaeriaceae. The record is from RefSeq and is a predicted model, not a curated record. Bases 415 to 1347 code for a protein of 310 amino acids. The transcript has a single exon.